Molecule: messenger RNA, 573 nt
Organism: Cajanus cajan (pigeon pea)
Lineage: Eukaryota; Viridiplantae; Streptophyta; Magnoliopsida; Fabales; Fabaceae
Source: RefSeq, a predicted model, not a curated record
AUGUCUGCGAUCCUUCUUCCCUCAGUCUCAAUCUUUCUGCUCCACGUUCUCAUGGCAGCUUCAGAUUCUCUUCAAGACACCUAUCUCCAGUGCCUCACUCUCCACUCUGACCCCUCUCUUCCAAUCUCCGGCGUCACCUAUUUCCCCAACAGCCCCUCAUACCCUUCCAUCUUGGACUCCUACAUCAGAAACCUCAGAUUCACUUCCGCCACAACCCCAAAACCAUCCUUCAUUGUGGCCCCCACCCACGUGUCCCACAUCCAAGCCUCCGUCAUAUGCUGCAAAAGAUUCAAUCUUGAGCUCAGAAUCAGAAGUGGGGGGCACGACUAUGAUGGCCUCUCGUAUGUCUCCGAAGCACCCUUUGUGAUUGUGGACAUGUUCAUGCUCAGAUCGGUGGAGGUCAACUUGGAGGACGAGACCGUGAGCGUUGACUCGGGGUCAACGGUUGGUGAACUCUAUCAUGCGAUUGCUGAGAGGAGCAAGGUGCAUGCUUUCCCUGCUGGGGUUUGUCCCAGCGUUGGUGUUGGAGGGCACUUCAGUGGAGGAGGCUAUGGGAACUUGAUGCGAAGGUAA